This is a messenger RNA of Colias croceus (clouded yellow), 1692 nucleotides long. RefSeq names its product protein FAM166B-like. The coding region runs from base 97 to 852 and encodes 251 amino acids. The transcript is spliced from 5 exons. Lineage: Eukaryota; Metazoa; Arthropoda; Insecta; Lepidoptera; Pieridae. The record is from RefSeq and is a predicted model, not a curated record.
CCAUUCUUUAGUAUCGCAAAACCUUUAACAGAUGACUUACGUUUCUAAGUAAACGAUAUGUAUUUACUACGAUAUUAAGAAAAAACUUUUAAAAACAUGUGGGUGGAUGUAAGCGGUCGUGAAAGGCAAAAUUAUUUAACACAAACGAACGGUUCAUUCAUACCUGGAUACACUGGCCACUGUCCCCUGCUGAAAUUUCGUUACGGAAAGUGCUAUGGCGACAACACAAGGCAGAUCUUAAGAGAAAUUCGUUCCAAAGGACUUUUUAACAAGCCACUGGAAUACAGGCCGGGCGAUAACUACGAGAUAGACAACAUGCCUCGGCAUGAGCGGCCUUCACGUGACGUGUACGAUGGAAUACGAAACCGACAACCCACCUACAUGACCGGAUACACGGGAUACGUUCCCGGGAUGAAUUUUGCAUACGGUAAAUCAUACGGUCGCACGGCUGACGACUGUAUGGCGGACUUCUCUCGUAACCAACGACAAUUGAAACGUAAGGCAGACUUGAACAGAAGCUAUGUGCGUUCAAGAAGCGCGCCGAAAAUGGAAACGAUUCACUCAAGAGACGAGAUCAGGCGCGAUUUGAGCAGAUUUAGGGAGAUCAAUAAAUAUAAAGAAAACACAAUAUCACCAGAAUUCCCGCCUAUAGCUGGCUACACUGGCCACAUACCUCGCAUCAAAGGUUCCGAAGCAUCUCUCAGCCAACGAUAUCAUUGCGCGGCAAAACGAGGAUUGGAACUCAUUCAAAUUGAGCGGGAAAAUCGAAAGGAAUUACAGAACGCAGACGCUAAUAUACGCGCCAUCUUGAAACCGAACGAUAAAAAGUAUUCAUAUUGGAAUUGGGGAUAGCAUACGGGAAGAAGAAUGUUCUUUACCAAAUGUAGGUAAAGAACGUUCUUCUUUAUGCAGAAUACAGUAUUGUUAAAAGUAAAAUGAUAUUUACCGAAGAACAGUAUUUCUCAUUGUUAGCAUAUUGUAAGCGUUAAUAUGGGCAAUAAUGAAAUAAAUUUAAAAAAAUAUUGUUAUAAAAUUGUCUAUUAACACAAAUACAGUGUUAUAGCAGAUUUUAUUACGGUAAUAGUAAUCAUAUUAUAUGCGAAAAGCAGAAAAUUCAUAUUAUGCUCCUUAUUUAUAACUACCCUCACGAACUUUUACAAAAGUACGUUUUUAUGUCUAUGUUUUUAUACAAAUACUCCAUCCGUCCUAAUAACUUUUAGCACUUCAUAAUAUUAUAUUCAGAAGAUAUAGUUGAAAGUGGUAUUUUAAACAAAUCCCUCUAAACGGGCUCACAGACUAGUAUCCACAUCUAACUAUAUAAGAAUAAUCAUUAAAAUGACUCAUCUCACUCAACUAUAACUUUUUUCAAAAUUGGCAAAUAUACUUUCAAAACAUACAUUUUGCAAGGAAAUAAAAACAACUCAACGCAAUUAUCAACAUGAACUAAAAAUAAGUCACAAAACCAUGCCUGAGCGUGAUUUACGUCGAAAGCGUUGCAGUAUUAAUUAAAUGUGAUUAUUUUCAAGCAUUCCAAGAGUAUAUAGAAUAGUAUACUCUUUUUGCCAAUGCACAAAAACAUAACUGGUGCAAUCAUUAUUUACUUCGCGUAAAUAUUUACUCUUGUGCUAUGUUUCUUUUACGUUUCCAGACUUUAGAUUAAAUGGAUAAAUUAAAAGAUGUUUUAAAAAUAAA